UUAUUUUAUUGAAUUUAAAAGAAAACACUGUUAUUGAUUAAUACUUUAUUGAAUGAACUAUUCUUAAGCAUUAAAAUAGUGGAAAUAUAAAAUUUUCUUUAACGGUACAAUUUUUCAACUGAGAUUUUAACGCUUUUUUGAAAGGCUUAGAAGUUUCAUCGCAUUUUUGUUUAAUAAAGUUACAGAUGAAUUGUCCUAAUUGCAAAAAAGUCGUUUAUUUUGCUGAAAAAGUUUCAUCGCUAGGAAAACAUUGGCAUCGCGGGUGUUUAAAAUGUAAAAAAUGUAACAAAACUCUUGCACCAGGAGGCCACGCAGAGCAUGGCGGCGUGCCAUACUGUCAUAUACCAUGCUACAGUGCAUUAUUUGGACCAGGUGGUUUCGGUCACGGUGGAGCAGAAUCUCACAAUUAUAAUGAGGAGAGAGAUCCUUCUACUAUACUAAAGUGAUUAUAUUAGGCUUUAAUUGCAUUUAUAUGUGUAAAUUAUAUUAAGUAUUACGUGAUACACUUACAAAUAUUUUAUAACAUAUAAA
Hydra vulgaris (swiftwater hydra) is the source of this 531-nucleotide messenger RNA. Its product is annotated as cysteine-rich protein 1. Lineage: Eukaryota; Metazoa; Cnidaria; Hydrozoa; Anthoathecata; Hydridae. The record is from RefSeq and is a predicted model, not a curated record.